Messenger RNA from Caenorhabditis angaria, 2583 nucleotides. NCBI's taxonomy places the organism in Eukaryota, Metazoa, Nematoda, Chromadorea, Rhabditida, Rhabditidae. The record is from the annotation of a GenBank genome assembly.
AUGUUGAUGGUUGAUGAACAGUUGAAAAUUGGGGCGACACAGUUUAGUCCGACUGAGAAACGUGAGUUCAAGAAUAAUUUUCUAAAAAAAUAUUUUUGGCCAAAAUCCAACUCAAACAUCAGCCCCACCAAAAGAAAAAUACUCCCGAACAACUUGUUUCUUGUUAAAAUGCACUAUGUAUUUUGUUCAAACAAAAUCCGAAACAAAAAAAAUCAUUCUAGGCAUUGUUUCUCUUUCGGAAGAUAUGGAAAAAAUCAGCGAUUCGGAUAGUAUUCCAUCACCAACUCAAACUGACACUUUUGUUGUCGCCUGGAUACAUGAACCGCGUGCCACGUAAGAAUCUCACAUUCAGAUUUUGAUCUCUCACAUUGUCAAUAAAAAUUGAAUUUUGCAGAAAUUUUUUCAUCCGACUUGUCACAAGUUUGUACGCAUUAAUUUUGACAAUUGUAUCUCUAGUUGUUGAAGUGUCACCAACAUGGCGAACUGAUAUGUGGAUAGCUGAAACGGUAUUUUAUUUACUAAUGUAUGGAACAGGAAUAUUAUUCUUCAUCUAUUGUUAUAUUUUCAUAAUUUACCCGACACCCUAUAAUUAUUUGAUAUCAUAUUUACGAAAACGAAAAUUGAUCAAAAACCCUGAACGAUGGAUUAUUUUAAGUAGCCCGCAUAAUGGAGAAGGCGCUGGAACAUUGUAUUUACGAUUAGGCGCACUAUGUGAGUUCUUAUUCAUUAAAAAAAUUUUUUUUAGAGUUUUUAUAAACUUUUUUGUAGUUUUUGGAAGCGUUGGAAUCGUGUUAUUUGGGCUUGAACUAUUUUUAUGCAUCGAAACUGCGAAUUGUAAAAAGACCACAAUUGCCAAAAUGAUAGUCGCGAUAAUUUUCACGUUUAUUCAAAUGCACUUCAUUUUUUGCAACUCGAAGAUAACCGUGAAUAGUUCGCAGAAAGUUGUUGCUUGGGGAAUGAUGCAUUUGGUGGCUGUUAAUUUAUGGACCUGGUUUCGAUUCGUUUUGGCUAAACAAGUUUGAAUAAUUUUAAAACAUUUGUUUCAAUUGAAAUGAUGUGAGAAAAUUCAAAGCAUGAAAAUAUUUUUUUAGGAAGCAAAGGCAUUGAAAAAGGCGCAUCUCAAGCAAGCGUUUCGCAAAUAUUAUUCUUCAGGAUCGUCGUCAGAAGAGGUUUGUGGAAAACAUGAAGUUUGUUUUGGAAUUUAUGUUAGAAGAUACAUAACCGUUUUUUGAAACAUGUAAAUACCUUUAGAUUUUUCCAGAUUCACGAUAUCAUAUCAGCAGUUCUCAAUUCAACAGUAUGUAGAAUUUUUCCAACUUUUCUCGUUUCUAUUAUCGUUAUUUUCCAUUCACUGAAUUUGUAGAUCAUUCAACAAAGUGGCGAAGAUAUCACAUCAACAUCUACUACAACCACCACAAUAUCACCCGCUGUAAAUCGAUUGUUUGCUUUGGAUCAAUUUGGUGAUGUGGCAACAUUUUUAACAACUUGCAUUGUAGAAUAUUCUUUGAUCGGAGCUGCUAUUAUGUUCAUUCUUUGGAAAUCGAUUGGUUCACAAUCUGCACAUCAUCAUUCAACUUCUACAAAACGAAAAGUUCGAAUGAGGAUUGAUUGCAGGUAAAAUUCUCACAUUCAGUUGAUAUUUUUUUUUGUCAAAUUAAAAUCAUAAUUUCUAGCUCUUCAUCGACUGGUCUAUUCGCCGGAAUCAUUUUCCUUAUCGGGUCAUUGGUAUCUAUGGGAAUGUAUACCAUUUUCGAGAGUUUGAGAAAUAGCGCGGGUGCUCAAUUAGUUUUCGGGAUCGUUGAUUUAUGUUUAUUUUCAAUUGCCUUAGGAGCAUGUGUUUUAGGACUCUGGAGGUAUUUUGAAAAAAAAGUUCAAAAAAAAAUUGUUUUUUUUUGUAGAAUGCGUUCACUUCAAUACCGAUUACAUGCACACGGUGAAGUAAUUGAUGAGAUUCUGUUGAUUAUUGGGUUGAUUGGAGAAGUUGUGUACUGUGCAGUUGGUAAGUUUUGUUAUGUUAUGAAUUUUCUAUUUUGAAACUCUUCAAAUACAAAAAGAUUUCAAAAAACUAUUCCAGGCAUUGAUGUUUUCAUCGCUUGCCGAAGAUCAGCCGACUUGAGUGUGAAUGCGCUUCCUCCUUUUGUUUUUGUGAUUCGUAUGAUUCAAGUAGUAUUCCAAGCCGCUUUUAUCUUAACAACAUCCCGCCUUCGAUGUCUUUCAAAAUAUUCCAUGAAGCACAAACCUGGCAAGCAAAUCAUCACUUUUCUCUUGGUCUCAAAUGUCACAUUAUUUGUGUUUCACACUUUUGAAGGUAUGAAAUCAAGCUUCGGAUUUUCCAACAAAGCUGCAGCACAAUAUAACUAUCUGAUUUAUGCCGUAGCGCCUCUGCUGGUAUUUUACAGGUGAGUUUCAGAUUUUUAUCUUAUUUUCUUUCAAUAAGUGCGUUGUAGAUUUCAUAGUUCCGCGUGUCUUGCUGAAAUCUGGAAACACACAUAUAGCAUCAAAUCAGUUGACCUUGAAAAUAACCUCGAUUUAUCUGACAGCAAUUUGACUGCAAUUACACCGGUUUCUGAUAAAUAUACAUAA